Messenger RNA from Papaver somniferum (opium poppy), 1653 nucleotides. RefSeq lists its product as uncharacterized. The transcript has 2 exons. Bases 345 to 1214 code for a protein of 289 amino acids. Lineage: Eukaryota; Viridiplantae; Streptophyta; Magnoliopsida; Ranunculales; Papaveraceae. The record is from RefSeq and is a predicted model, not a curated record.
UACCCCGUUAGCCUUGUUACCCUUCCACACUCUGUGAUCUUCGCUGUCAAGAUCCAUGUUUGUGUAAUUUUCCAGCAGGAAAAUAAGCUCCGUAAGCUCCUCCACUACUUGGUCAUGCACCCUUCUAUGAAUACCUAAGUCCCAACUGACCACAUCAUUUACAAAAGUUCUAGCACAGGAUACCGUUAUUUCCUUCGAAUCACAUACCUCAAACACCGCGGGGAAUUGAGUCUGUACAGUCAAAUUUGACAACCAAGCAUCCUUCCAAAAGCUUGUAGAUAUCGCAAAGUAGUGCAGCUCCGAGAUUCUAAGGUGCUGUUAUACUUUAUACUGUUUUGAUCAACAUGGAUGGUGGAAGUAAUUCUCUUUCUCAACCUACCGUAGAGAAACUUGUUGACAGUAAUUACCAGUAUUGGAAGAUAUGUAUGGAAUCUUAUCUUCAAGGACAAGAUUUAUGGGAGUUGGUUUCAGGUGCAGAACGAAUUCCAGCGGACAAUCCAAAGAAUUCAGAGGCACGUCGUAAGUGGAAGGUUAAAUGUGGGAAAGCUAUGUAUGCAUUGCGAACAUCGACCGGUAGAGAACUUAUUGAUCAGAUCCCUGAUAUGGAUACACCUAAGAAGAUAUGGGAUGCUCUUGCAAACUUGUUUACUAAGAAAAAUACUGCAAGACUUCAAUAUUUGGAGAAUGAAUUUGUUGUGAUAAGUCAAGGUAAUUUCUCUACUCCAGAAUACUUCUUAAAAGUUAAGAAUUUGUGUUAUGAAAUUUCAGAAUUAGAACCAGAUGAUCCAAUUAAAGAGGCUAGAUUGCGUCGUUAUCUUAUACGUGGUUUGAGGAAGGAGUUUAUGUCGUUUAUUACUUCAGUACAAGGGUGGCAAACUCAGCCCUCUGUCAUUAAGCUAGAGAACUUGCUGACCAAUCAAGAAGCUUUAAUCAAGCAAAUGUCCAGCAAGACUAUUUCUGAAGUCGAGGAUGUGCAAGUAUUUCACUUUGGCAUGCACGACCGGAUCAUGUUGGUUAUCAGUUAUUACAACAAAUCUCCAUCAAACAGUUACUUGAAGGUGUGUCAUUAUUUCGGAAGAUGGAUACAAAUGUUGUAUGUUCUGGUUGUCAGUAUGGUAAGUCUCGUCGCCUUCCUUUCCAAAGUUCAACAAAUCGGUCUACUCUUUAUUUCAAUUACUUCAUUCGGAUCUUUUGGGACCAAUAAAGACACCUAGUUAUGCUGGUUAUCAAUAUUUAAUGGUAAUUGUGGAUGAUUUCACCUGGUUUUCUUGGGUUUAUUUUUUGAAAUACAAAGAUGAGGCAUAUUUCGAUCUUUGUGAAAUUCAAACUGCAAGUAGAAAAGGAAUUUGGAAAGCUGAUUAAAUGUCUACGUACUGACAAUGGAGGAGAAUUUUUGUCGGAUGAGUUCUUCAAAUACUGCAGAAUACUGCAGAGAACAUGGAAUUCGUCGCCAGAUGACAUGUCCUGACACCCCGCAACAGAACAGAGUUGCUGAAAGAAAACUAGCUCAUCUUACUGAGAUGUGCUUGUCAUGGUUGCAUGAAAAGCAACUGCCUAGAUCUCUAUGGGUAGAAGCUAUUCAAUGUGCUUGUCAUGUGAUUAAUCGACUACCUCCAUGGCCAUGUACUGAUAAAUCCCCUUUUGAAAAUAUGU